AUGGCAGACGGAAACCCUCUCGGUCCGCAGCCAGACUUCAAUCUCAUUAGUGAUGAGCUCAAGAAAGCACAAAAUCUACCUGCAAUCACCAACGGUCAACAAAUUUUAGCCGAGCUCCGAGCUAUUCGUCAAGACAUCGCAAGUACGCGUCAAGACACUCGUCAAGACAUCGCAAGUACGCAUCAAGACACUCGUCAAGACAUCGCAAAUACUCGUCGAGAUCUUAUUACUAUGAUGACUACAUCCAAUCAUAAUAAUACAGCUCGAGUUCAGAAUGCCUACGUUGCAAGCCGAUCGGAACCUCUUUGGCCAUUCCUCAACCCCUCUAACGGUGCCACCAUUCACGAAUUCCCUGCUACAUCUAUAGAACUUGGGCAAAUGACCGGACGGCAAACGGAUGCUACCUUACAACAACUGGGUCUUCAACCUGUUCAUGGUGUAAGUUUGGCAGCGAAGAAGAAAAUGUUAAGAGCUCACAUCGGCUUGAGGGAGGUCGCUGCCCAACCACCUCCAUGA
Exophiala aquamarina CBS 119918 is the source of this 516-nucleotide messenger RNA. RefSeq lists its product as uncharacterized. The record is from RefSeq and is a predicted model, not a curated record. NCBI's taxonomy places the organism in Eukaryota, Fungi, Ascomycota, Eurotiomycetes, Chaetothyriales, Herpotrichiellaceae. Bases 1 to 516 code for a protein of 171 amino acids. The transcript is spliced from 2 exons.